CUGGUAGUACUAUUUAAAUUCACCUCACCGGCCACUUGAAUGCUUUAAGCCAAGUGAACUCAUGAAGAUUAAAUCCCAUCUCCAAAGUCUUAGCGCCACUGAAGCAGUAACCACUGUGCAGCACCUGGUUUUCGAGUGCUUUGGACAUCUUUCAAACAGUUCACAUGCAUCAAGGCAAUAUAUAGUAGGUGGCAGUAGUGCUAGCUACUUACACUUGGUAGCCCCCUUUUCCCUCUACAAGUUGCAUCGUUGCAUGUGUCUCACUCUGUUUGGUAGCUCUCACCUCUUUCACUCUUAAAUGCUCGUUUUCCUCCACGCUUCACACAUUCCCAGGCUUAGCUUUUCUGUGUUGUCGUCUUCUUCUUCUUUUUCUCCUUCUCUUCUGAACCCAAGUUCCCCACACAUUCUUCCAUUGUGUCUUCCAAGUUCCUCUCAACUCUCAAGGGUGCUAUUGUGGUAGCUAGAAAGGCUCUUGCUUAUAGUAGUUUUGCAGAAAUGGUGGAUUUUGGAGGUGGGGUUUUAUUAGGAGUCAUGAGCAAAGCAUUUUUCGCUGCACUCGCUUGCAUCUUUGCGUUAGGAGGGGCCCUUGUGGGAACAAUUACAGGUGCAGUUAAGGGCCAGACAACAGAAACCGGGUUCUUUCGUGGGGCAGGAAUUGGUGCAAUAUCAGGUGCAGUUCUGGCUGUUGAGUUGCUUGAAUCUUGUCUCGUCGAUGGUGCAGACUUGUUAUCCAAGGUUGCUCUAUUUGGAAGCUUGUUAGAUGGAAAGGUUUUCCGCGAAUGGGUGAGCCCUGCAAUGCUAAAGGCUUACCAAUGGCAAGUUAGCACCCUCGAGACAAAUUACUUAGAGAUCUCAGACAUUUAUGACAUCGAUAGCACUAGAGGGAUGCCUCCCAACUUGGUCAACAAGCUCCCUAAGUUCACUUUCACCACUACCAAGAUGAUACACCCAUGGGAUGAGAGAUCUUGUACAAUCUGCUUACAGGAUUUCAAGGAAGGUGACCAUGCAAGGAAACUUCCCAAUUGUAGGCAUUUCUUUCAUUUGCUUUGCAUUGAUGGAUGGCUAGUUCGGCAUGGAUCUUGCCCUAUUUGUAGAACGGAUGUUUGAUGCAAAAGACAGAAAGGAAACCCAAAGAAAUUACAGUUGUUAGCUGGUCCUAAGGAAGGAAAACAAACAGAAGGAAUGAAUCUGCAUUUUCACGACUUCCCUACAAUAUCUCCUAUGUUCAAUAGAAAAUUUGAAUUCUAUUAUUGUUCUUGUCUUAUAAUAACAAUGUUUUAUAUGUGUAUGUUUGCAAUGGGCUUUAGCCCCCAUAUGGGCCAAGUGCAAUAUGCUAGACCUAGUCAGCGGGUUAAUGGGUUACUGAUAGGGUGUAGAUAGGACCCACUAUGACACAAUGUGGAGAAUGUGCCUUAUGACCAAUUCAACAUCAGCAAGUGUCAAGUGAAUAGGCCAGGACAAAAAACAGAAAAUACAUUGAAAUUACUUACUCUUGCAAAGAUAA
Molecule: messenger RNA, 1504 nt
Organism: Nelumbo nucifera (sacred lotus)
Lineage: Eukaryota; Viridiplantae; Streptophyta; Magnoliopsida; Proteales; Nelumbonaceae
Product: NEP1-interacting protein 1-like
Source: RefSeq, a predicted model, not a curated record